CAUCCAACUUCACCAUGCUCGAACCAUCCGAUGUGGAUCUUUCCGACGACGACGUCCAGCAAGUCAUUCGGCGGUACUUUCAAAACGCUACAACUCAAUCAACGGUACAAGCAGCCCGAAUCGAACGAUUCGGUGAAGGAAGCCCGGAUGGCUUCCUAGCGGAUCAUUUUGCACUGAAAGUGAUCGUUAACGUGAACGGAUCUAAGCCGGAAGAGUAUUCAUUCUUCCUUAAGGCCGUCCCGAAAGGGAACAUCAGUCUGGCCAAGUAUCUGGACGAGAUUGGGAGCUUCCGGAAAGAGGUGGCGCUUUGUGAGAAGGUGAUACCUCAAGUUCAACGGUUGAUUACCGAAAGGCAAGUUGUUCCACGGUAUCUGCUUACUAAAAAUGAUCGAUUGAUCGUGAUGGAGAAUCUCAAGAUGAGGGGAUUUGAUAUACUGAAAGGAAACAGCGGACUGAUGGACUAUGCACAUCUGAGAAAGGCUUUGGAGGCGUUGGCUUGGUUCCAUGCGGGGUCGAUGCUGCUCGAGGAGAAGGAAGGACGUGGGCUGAUGGAGUUGUUUCCCGGCGUUCUGACGGAGAAUGCGUGGACGGGAGUAGAAGGCAGUACCCGAACCAGGGACGUCGAAAAUGUGAUCGUUUUGUGGUGCGAAUUUAUGAGGGUUACGGAGCGAGAUUCGUCUAAAUUGGAAGGCAUCCUAGCAAAACUUCCUGAUACGAUAAGAAGUCUGUAUGAAUACGUGAAGUCUUCAAAUAAAUGGAGAAAUGUGUUCAGCCAUGGUGAUCUCUGGAGUAACAACGUGAUGUUCAAAGCUUCGUCGAGCGGAGAACCACAGGAGUGCAUCUUGGUUGAUUUCCAGUUAUCUCGAUACACUCCUCCAGCUUACGACAUUAAUCUGCUCCUAUCGUUGACUACCACUUUCGAGUUCAGAUGUAAACAUAUGAACCUUCUACUCGACGGUUACUACAACACCUUCCUACAAGUGUUGUCUGGAAAAGGAAUCGACGCAUCCACGAUCUACACGAAAGAGUCAUUCUUGGACAGUUGCGAAUACUACCGGCUAGCCGGUCAAAUCCACGGUUGCAUCAUCGGUCCUGAAGUCUUGCUUCCUACGACCUCCAUAGACCAAGUGUUCGCCCUGGCAGUCGAUUGCGCUGGAUUCAUGCCCCUUCCAAAGGUAAACAUUUGCCUGAAUGCGUUCCGAACCGACGAAAGCUAUCGCAUACGAAUGCUGGACAUGGUUCAAGAGUUGCUAUCCUCCGUGCAGCACGACGCAAACAGAUCUCUGCUGGUUGCAGUGAGAGUGCACGGGUUGCCUUGUAGUGCUGUGAUAUCGCUCCUGUGUGGGCAGAGCCUGCGGAUCGGUUACGUCAGGUCUGUGAUAGCAAAUUCAAGGCCACAUCGAAUGAAAUUCCUUCUCCGGGGGAACCUUUCUGGGUCAUCAUUCUUGGGCAAGGUUUGUUCAAUUUCAGGUUCGCUGGCGCGAGGCAAUGGUAGAUGCGAUAACUCACUUUGUACAGUUCCAUCAGUGCGUGUCUCGGCUAAAAACGACUGGCGGAGGACCCGUUUAGGUACUUAUCCAAAAGGUGCAGCUCCAGGGCAUCUUGUUAUCAGUUCGGCAGCAGCUUCCGUACUAGGAACACGUUUCGGCACACGACCGUUAUCGUCCCGUAGCAAAUCUACCACCGCUAUCAUGGUCGAUCCCGUCGCGCUCGGUCUCACGGAAGAGGAUGUCGAGUUGGUUGUGAAGCGUUAUCUUCAAGAGAAGCGCGAUAAAUAUAACGCGAAGUUCCGAGUUCUGUCGUAUCAUGUGAAGCGAUUAAGCGAAGAGCCUAUCGGUUAUCUCGGUGAUCAUUACUUCUUGAAUGUGGUGUUGCGGGAAAAAAUGGUGCAUUAUUCGGCAGAGGAAGAAGAAUACGCGGAGGAAGAAUAUCUCAGCUUCUUUUUGAAAAUUUUACCAGAACAGGUGCCAAAACUGGCAGAUUACGUACGGGAAAUGGGCUGUUUCAGGAAGGAAAUUCAACUCUACACCCACCUUAUACCAAGACUACAGGACGUUACGAUAGGAACGAAACCUUUCGCUCCGAGGGCAUACCUUACAAAAGGCGAAAAACUGCUUGUUUUUGAAAAUCUUAAAGCGGAAGGCUAUCAAAUGUUGGAGAACAAUAAGAGUUUGUUAGAUUUUGCACAUUUGGAAGUAGCACUGAAAACCGUUGCCAAGUUGCAUGCUGCUUCUCUUGUGCUGGAAGAACGCACCAAGCAGCCAAUCAUGAAACUCUACUCCGUUCAUCUGAACGAGAAUGUCUACAUAGAUGACGAUAAAUAUGUCCGCAAAACGAAUCUGGACAAUGCAAUCAAAGCUUUGUGUGAGCUGAUAAAACGUAUUGAUAAAUACAAGAAUUCCGAUAAACUAGAUUUUAUUCUGGAAAAGUUUCCAGAAGUGAUUAGAAAAAUUUACGACUUUGCCCGACCUUCAACAGAGUACAGGAAUGUUUUCAACCAUGGUGAUUUGUGGAACAAUAAUCUAAUGUUUAAAUAUGAAGAACCGGAGAAAACCGCACCGAACAGCGAUCCAGCAGCAGGCGAGAGCGGUGCUGACGGUCAGCCGCAGCAGCAACAACAACAGCUACUGAGUGUUGCUAACGGUGAGAAGCGUCGUCGCAAGCGUUCCGACAUCGUGCGGCCAAAUCCGUUCAACUUUGAGAACACCCCCUUCCACGAGUGCCAAGAGCCGUGGAGUUGCGUCAUGAUAGAUUUCCAAAUUGCCAGGUACUCCCCGCCGGCGUACGAUGUGAUGUCCCUGUUGAACACCACCACGACCCGGGCCUUUCGGGCCGUCUACAUGGAUCGGUUAUCAAAAUUGUACUACGAGUUUCUGCGCAGUGAGUUGGAGUGGCUCCAAAUUGAUGUGGAUGGGGUUUUUCCCGGGGAUCACUACCGGGAAUCCUGCGAGGAGUACAAACUGGCCGGCCUGAUUGAUAGUAUUCUGUUUCGGCAUCUGACGCUGCUUCCGGCUGACCUGGUGUCGAGCUGCAAGGAAUGUCCCGUUCCUGUUUCGUUUGAAAAUUUGAUGGAAAAUUGCAUUUCAGAUAUGGGCAUAAAAGCGUGGGACACUUGUGAAAAUUAUCGAUUCAUGAUGGCGGAUCUGCUGUCCGAUUUGAUUGAUACUUAUAUUCUUGUAAAUUGACACCUCCUAUCUGCUAGUUUCUAAUCGUACAGGCCGUCAACCGAUCCCGACCGCUGGAAUGCUAUUGGACUUUCAACUCUCGCGCUACGCACC
This is a messenger RNA of Ochlerotatus camptorhynchus, 3278 nucleotides long. RefSeq lists its product as uncharacterized. The transcript is spliced from 5 exons. The record is from RefSeq and is a predicted model, not a curated record. Lineage: Eukaryota; Metazoa; Arthropoda; Insecta; Diptera; Culicidae. Bases 15 to 3185 code for a protein of 1056 amino acids.